Pecten maximus is the source of this 4717-nucleotide messenger RNA. RefSeq lists its product as uncharacterized. The coding region runs from base 50 to 1387 and encodes 445 amino acids. The transcript is spliced from 8 exons. The record is from RefSeq and is a predicted model, not a curated record. Lineage: Eukaryota; Metazoa; Mollusca; Bivalvia; Pectinida; Pectinidae.
CAUCCUGCCGCCAAUUCGUCAUAAGAAUCCCCCACCACCAAUACCUGAUAUGGAUGAAAUCGCACGCAGUCAGCGUGAGGAGAUUUUGUGGACUGUAGGAGAGCUUCAGGCUAUGUUAAAUGGAAUUGUACAGGACAUCAUGGAGUUUUCAACACUGGUUGGUAACAUGAUUUAUAAGGAGAAAGAAGAGGAGCAAAUCCAACAGCCAGCACUCAAAACUUUUGAUUUUGCACAAAAUUCAGCCCCCGUAAAAAUAAAGGGAAAGAAACCAAUCACAGAUCGCAAAGAACUGGAGGCAAAGGACAAGAAAAGUCAGGUGUUCUUCCUGGGGCAGCGGGCUGUCGGCACCGUACGGGAAAUCUACGACAUCUUGUCAAGUUCUCUAGAGUUAUUGCAUGAAGAAUUUGAGAUGAUAUACCGUUCCUUCAAGGAGAUUCAGCAGCGGAAAGCAUUGGAGAAAGCACUUUUGUCUGGGCAGUUGCCAGAAAACAUCAAACUUCCGGGCCACGAGGCAACAGGAGGACCAGGAACUGCCAGCAUGAAGUUCCAUGGAGCCACAACAGAGGCACUCCUGACUUACUACAUCCAUGCCUAUGGUCAGCUUCAGAAAACUCGUGAUAAAAAGGAUGGCAUUGAUGGCGGCCGAAGUGGUGGCUACAUGCUCUCUGAAAAGGUCACUACAGAACAUCGCUCCAAGUCUCUAUCUGUGACCAGUAUUUCAUCUGACAAUCCCAACACAAUGCACAAUGCUGUCAUGGUCCUUGGCAUCCAUCGCUCCAAGUCAGAAGUGGACAUCAACAGUGUUUUGUCCAAUGAUUCAACGACAUCGGUAAAGCGAUCACAGACACACUUGUUUGUGUCAACAAAGGCCGGUGAACAUAUCAAGCCUGAGAUGAUAUCGUUCACGCGCGAGGAGGCUAGGGUCGCCACGACAACUGUACCCAAAAAAGGCCUCAUCAAACUUACUGCCAUGGAAAAUGAGCUUGAUGGCACCUUCAAUUUUGGAUUACAUGAACGUAAUGAUGCCUCUGAUUUAGAGGACAUUGAGCGACAAAGACGAAAACACAGUCUGACCCAGGGCAAACAAAAAAUGUUGAUCCGACGCAAGGAAAUCCAGGACCAAAUAUUGGCAGGGAAGCAAAUCUUGGAGGAAGAAGAAAGACAGAAAGAAGAAAAAGUGGACAUGGAAAAGGCACUAGAGGAGUACACAGUGGGGGAAUUAUCCCAGAACAUCACACAAUAUGUUGGUAAGAAGAAAACAAGGUCUGGUGUUCUUAAUACAAUGUCAAAGGGCAAAGUGUACGAACAGGAAGAGGAGCCCAAACAACAAAGGACAAUAACUCUGCCUGCCAUUAACACGUUAAACAUCAACGUGUUUGGUAGCUAGGACUGUGCACACUUGGAUGUUCCCAGCAAUUGUAAUGGUGCAGAUUGUGGACACUUGGAUGUUCCCAGCAGUUGUAAUGAUGCAGAUUGUGAACACUUGGAUGUUCCCAGCAGUUGUAUUGUUGCAGGCUGUUGACUUCUAUAGUAUAACAUCAGUGUCUUUAGAGUGAAGAAUUUUCUGCCUCAACUUGUUCGGCAAAGUUAAUUUACGCAAUUUUACUGCCAGUACUAAGACAACCAUAUCACAGAAAGAUGUUAGUGAAAACUUAAAAGUUUUGUGUUGCUAAGUGAACUUUUCUCUCCAUAUGAGAAUUACAUUGCGUUCAAUUCUACUGUAGUGUUACAUACCUAAAUCUAAUCAAAAUGCUUCAGAAAGUUUUAUUUUGAGAUUAUAGUCAUCCUUGUCUGAUGUACUGUUUUGAUAUACAAAAACUGUGAUCAGGAGUUACUUACUGGGCCAGAGGUCACUGAAGGGCGAGGUCAAAGUGCAGAGGUCACCAUCAGUAAGUCUAUUCAGAUUUCAAUUAUGAAAAGGGGGUUGUAUUAAGAAAUUUUUAAAAACAAAACAUAUGAGGGGGUGAGGGGCAUUACCAUGUAUGUGAUAUCGUCUUUUUUUAUUUUAUAUAAUCUUCUUUGGCCUUUUUAUCAGGAGCAGUACAUAAAAAUGGGAGAAUUUCUUUUAUUUCAAGUGUAUUUUGGCACUAUGGUUUAGAGGUGAAGAAAUUCACAAAGGAGGCUUGGUCAAGAACUACAAAAAACUGGGUAAAUUUGAAAGAUAUAUUGUUUGCACUGGUAAAUAGGAUGUUAAAUUGUUGAUAAGUUUGUUGUAUUAUAAGGGUAUGGAAGGAUGAGCGGCAUAUGUAACAUGAUAUUUCUAAGCAGGUCAUGUGCAAGUGGAGAUUUGGAAGUUUGAGAGGGAGUAGGGGAAACAACUACGUACAGAUGUAGUUACUGUACAGGGAGAUAAGUGUGAAGAGGUUAAGUUUUUUAGUGUACUGUUACAACUUUUAUACUGAAAGAGGAAUCGAUAUAUUAAAAGUCUAACCAUUGUUUUACAUUGUUUAUACAUGUAUAUAUAUAUUUGAAUGAUAUUAAGAUUUCAAAAUCCAACCUGUUAGGGAGUUAUUAAUUGUAAAUUAGGCAUAGUUACAGGAAGCUAGAGAGAGGAAAUUAUGAUUUGAAAGCAGAAUUACACAAAAAAUUUGAAUGUUUGAUUAUUUUUUUAUUUUAUUAUUAUUAUUUUUUUUCUUAUUUUGAUUUGUUCAUUGUGAAGAAAAAGAGGGUGUUGUGGUCAAUAUUUUUAUGGGAAUGAAAGAUAAUGUCCAAAAAGUCAUAUGACAUUUUUUUUUACAUAUAUUUGGAUGAUGUAUAUGUUUAUUUUUUUUUUUUUUUUUUUUUUUAUCAUUUUAGGAAAUCUUAUAUUAGGGAAUCUGCAUUGCAAGGGGAAUUAUACAAAAGUGGAAUAUAUGCUAGAGGUCAAAUGACAUGGGGUUUUUUUUUGAGAAUAUUUUUGAAUACUAGGAAUUAUUGAAAAGGUCAAAUGACAUUUAUUUUGUAUUUAAUUGGAGAUAGACAUACAUUUAUUAAGGAUAUAUUGUUUGGUUUGUAGGGAACCAUAUCUAACAGGCUUUAAUGUAUUGGUGAAGUGGUAUAACUGAUUGAGAGUUAAGUGAAAACUGAGAGUUAAGUGAAAACUGAGAGUUAGUGAGAUAAGGUGUGAACAGUGUCAACAAACAACCAUGUACAUAUAUGUACUUAUGUGUUAAAGUAACAACCAUAUACAACUGUACGUAACGUUACUGUGUUGUUAUCAGAAUGCAGGAGAGAGAGAGAGAGGGAGGGAGGUAACGCUAGAGAGGCUAUAUAGUAUAUAGGAUAAUAACAAAUUUUAGAUUUCGAGUAAAUGUUGAUUGUCUCCCUUUAAAGUCCUCCAGUCUAUUUAGAUGUAACCUUUGACCUUGCCCCACAAUAAACCUCACACUCCUGUGUAUCCAAUAAACCACAUGUACAGAAACUAGAUGUUAAAACAAUAGUGAUUUUUUAUGUACACAAACUGUAUCUAUAACUAUUGUGAUGUUUUUAAUUGCUUGUAAAUCAUAAUUAAAUAUUCCAAAGUUAUGCCUCUUUCAUCUGUCAUUGUCCUCUGAUAAUGUCCUCCAGAGGAUAUCCUACAAUGUCCUCUGAUAAUGUUCUCCAGAGGAUAUCCUACAAUAUCCUCUGAUAAUGUCCUCCAGAGGAUAUCCUACAAUGUCCUCUGAUAAUGUCCUCCAGAGGAUACCCUACAAUGUCCUCUGAUAAUGUUCUCCAGAGGAUGUCCUACAAUGUUCUCUGAUAAUAUUCUCCAGAGGGUGCCCUCAAAUGUCAUCUGAUGAUGUCCUCUAGAGGAUAACCUCUAAUGUCAUCUGAUAUUGUCCUCUAAUGUCCUCUGAUGAUGUCCUCCAGAGGUUGUUUGUUCUCUAAUGUCCUUCAGAGGAUAUCCUCUGAUAAUGUCCUCCAGAGGAUGUCCGUUAAUGUCAUCUGAUAAUGUCAUCUGAUGAUGUUCUCUAAUGUCCUCUGAUGAAUGUAAUAAAUCAAAAAUAGAAAUCACUUGUUGAACAAUACAUAUUAAGUUAUUUUGUCUAAUAAAUCCAUGUAAACAGCUAUGCCUGUAGUGUAAAUGUCACCAAAUACAAAGUUGUAUUGUCUCAAGUCACAAGACACAAUAACAAUAAGUGUGUGUCUAUAAAUAGAACAGCUAAUAGAGUGAUUAUCUAUAAAUAGACGGGGAACUCCAUCAUGUUUCUACGACAUACAUGUACUUAUUAACCUAUUGUGUAUCAAUUAAUAUAUUGUUUACUUAUAUAGGGUUUUCUUAACACAUUGUGUUCAUUAAUAGAUAUAUCAGUCAAUUAAUUGUUUGUCUAAUAAGAUAGCAUUUGUCUAUAAAUAGACAGGGAAAUCUACAUUUGUCUUAUUGUUGUUAUAUAAAUAGACAGAGAAAACUUAUAUUUGUCUAUAAAUAGAUUGGAAAAUCUGUCCACUUUUUAUACAAAUAUAACUUAUUAUGGUUUGUAAUUUAAGUUACUUAGAGGUGUUUCUAUAUAAACAGUACUGUAUCUGGUAUACUGUAUCUUGUAUACUGUAUCUGGUAUACUGUAUCCGGUAUACUGUAUCUUGUAUACUGGGCCUGGUAUACUGUAUCUGGUAUACUGUAUCCGGUAUACUGUAUCUGGUGGCAUCAGAUGUAUUGCUAUUGAGUCUAAUUGAUGUAUUGUUGUUACAUGUAUUGUUAUCUGUUUACCUGAAUCUAAUUCACAACAUAUGCAUAAUUAUUAAAACUUUACAAAAAAAG